Molecule: messenger RNA, 662 nt
Organism: Meriones unguiculatus (Mongolian gerbil)
Lineage: Eukaryota; Metazoa; Chordata; Mammalia; Rodentia; Muridae
Product: large ribosomal subunit protein eL29-like
Exons: 1
Coding region: 42-518 (158 amino acids)
Biological process (GO): cytoplasmic translation
Cellular component (GO): cytosolic large ribosomal subunit; ribosome
Molecular function (GO): structural constituent of ribosome
Source: RefSeq, a predicted model, not a curated record
CGGUCCCGGACGCUGCGGGAGCCGCGGGUUACUGUGCAAACAUGGCCAAGUCCAAGAACCACACCACACACAACCAGUCCCGCAAAUGGGACAGAAAUGUCAUCAAGAAACCCCGGUCACAAAGAUACGAAUCUCUUAAGGGGGUGGACCCCAAAUUCUUGAGGAACAUGCGCUUUGCCAAGAAGCACAACAAGAAAGGCCUGAAGAAGAUGCAAGCAAACAACGCAAAGGCAAUGAGUGCGCGAGCAGAGGCCAUCAAGGCCCUUGUGAAGCCUGCAACUGUUAAACCCAAGAUGCCAAAGGCCCCUAGCCGCAAACUCAGCCACCUGGCUUUCAUCGCUCACCCCAAGCUUGGGAAGAAGAUUCGAAGCUACAUGGCUAAGGGUCGUCUGCUCUGCAAAUCAAAGCCCAAGGUUCAAACCAAGGCAGAGGCCACAGCUCCAGCUAAGGGCAAGGCUCCAGCUCCAGCUCCAGCUCAGGCUCCCAAAGGUGCCCAGGCCCCUGUGAAGGCCCCAUAGGAAAUAGGAAAUGGUUCUACUAAUGUGAAGACAGACGGACUGGUGUGACACACCCACCUACACACUAUUUACAGAUGACCAGUGUCCUAUGCUGUUUUUACAAAUAAACCUGAGGCAAGAUCUGUUUAAAUAAAUAAAUAAAUA